AGAGAGAGAGAGAGAAGGGGCAGGCAGUGUUUGGUGGGAGCUAGUUGGAUAGGCAAUUUCAGUACUUUGUAAGCAUCAAGGCAAUUCAACGUCACUGAACUCAGCAAAGUUGGCUUGUAUUUCUGAAAGAGAGAGAGAGAGAGAGAGAGAGAGAGAGAGAGAGAGAGAGAGAGACUGACUCUGACUCUUACCUCAAAUUCCGGAACUUUAACCCUGAAAGCGGUGUUCAGAGAAGGACUUGGACAAUUCCCCACGGCUUUCUCUUGUCUCCCAACUUUCCCUCCCUGGGGGUGCAAGGGAGGAUUCCGCGAUGAGGUUCUAAGGUUGCUGGCACUCCCAGAGCUGCUGUUUUGUAUUUUUCGGAGCCCUUGUGGCGCCUGACAAGUCGGAGCCCUUUAGGAGAGCAAUCGCACACCGAGGAGGUGUGUGUUGGAGGUGGGCAGGCGCCGCCGAGACUCCAGCGGUGGGUGCUCCUUUGUAGGCAGCAGUAGGCGCUAGGCUGGGCAAGCAGUCCCCAGCGUAAACCUCGGAGUCACCAUGCCUGCACCCCCACCUCGCCGCCGGCUUGCCUGCUAGGAGCCAGGAGGGAAUGUGGUGAACGCACCGGCUCCUCCGAGCGAGAGCAGAACCUCGCACGGGCACAGGGCCCUGGGCGCACCAUGGCCGACGCAGACGAGGGCUUUGGCCUGGCGCACACGCCUCUGGAGCCUGACUCCAAAGACCUGUCCUGUGAUUCAAAACCCGAGACUACACUAGGGGUUCCCAGCAAGUCCCCGUCGUCUCCGCAGGCCGCCUUCACCCAGCAGGGCAUGGAAGGAAUCAAGGUGUUUCUCCACGAAAGAGAACUGUGGCUGAAAUUUCACGAAGUGGGCACAGAAAUGAUCAUAACGAAGGCUGGAAGGCGGAUGUUUCCCAGUUAUAAAGUCAAGGUGACUGGGCUUAAUCCCAAAACGAAGUAUAUCCUCCUCAUGGACAUUGUUCCUGCGGAUGACCACAGAUAUAAGUUUGCAGAUAAUAAAUGGUCUGUGACCGGCAAAGCAGAGCCUGCCAUGCCGGGCCGCCUCUAUGUGCACCCUGACUCGCCAGCCACAGGGGCGCAUUGGAUGAGACAGCUCGUCUCCUUCCAGAAACUCAAGCUCACCAACAACCACCUGGACCCCUUUGGGCACAUUAUUCUAAAUUCCAUGCACAAAUACCAGCCCAGAUUACACAUCGUGAAAGCAGAUGAAAAUAAUGGAUUCGGUUCAAAAAAUACAGCAUUCUGCACCCACGUCUUCCCGGAGACGGCAUUUAUUGCGGUGACUUCCUAUCAGAAUCACAAGAUCACGCAAUUAAAGAUCGAGAACAAUCCCUUCGCCAAAGGAUUCCGGGGGAGUGACGACAUGGAGCUGCACAGAAUGUCCAGAAUGCAGAGUAAAGAAUACCCCGUGGUUCCCAGGAGCACCGUGAGGCAGAAAGUGGCCUCCAACCACAGUCCCUUCAGCAGUGAACCUCGAGCUCUCUCCACCUCGUCCAACUUAGGGUCCCAGUACCAGUGUGAGAAUGGGAUCUCCGGCCCCUCCCAGGACCUUCUGCCCCCACCCAACCCAUACCCACUGCCCCAGGAGCACAGCCAAAUUUACCAUUGCACCAAGAGGAAAGAUGAGGAAUGCUCCACCGCAGACCACCCCUACAAGAAGCCCUACAUGGAGACACCCCCCAGUGAAGAGGACCCCUUCUACCGCCCCAGCUACCCGCAGCAGCAGGGCCUGAGCGCCUCCUACAGGACAGAGUCGGCCCAGCGACAGGCCUGCAUGUACGCCAGCUCCGCGCCGCCCAGCGAGCCCGUGCCCAGCCUGGAGGACAUCAGCUGCAACACGUGGCCCAGCAUGCCCUCCUACAGCAGCUGCACGGUCACCACGGUGCAGCCCAUGGACAGAAUCCCCUACCAGCAUUUCUCCGCUCACUUCACCUCGGGGCCCCUUGUCCCCAGGCUAGCCGGCAUGGCCAACCACGGCUCCCCGCAGCUCAGAGAGGGGAUGUUUCAGCACCAGACCUCCGUGGCCCACCAGCCUGUGGUCAGGCAGUGUGGGCCUCAGACUGGCCUCCAGUCCCCCGGUAGCCUGCAGCCCCCUGAGUUCCUGUACUCUCACGGGGUGCCCAGGACCCUGUCCCCCCAGCACUACCACUCCGUGCACGGGGUCGGCAUGGUGCCAGAGUGGAGCGAGAACAGCUGAAGCCGGGUGGCCCUGCCGCAGGCAUUUGCUGAGAGAGAGGAGAGGGGCGAGGGAGAGAGAUGGGCGCAAGGAGGACCCCCCCCACCCCCCACGAGUUUUCCACUCUGCAUCCGCGCACUCGAGGCCCCCCGGGCGCUGAUCUGAUCAGUAGCUUGCAAACCAACCACCAUCCAAAAAAAAAAAAAAAAAAAAAGAAAUCUGACUCUCGUUUUGAUUCCAAACUUCAAAAACCAAGAGAAGAGGCGUCGCAUGCACGCAGGACUCCUGCUCCUCACCAGCCGCCUGGGCCCCCUCUUGUCUCCCGAUGCCUUCUUUUGGGUUCCAGAACAUCCUGCUCAGUGAGUGUCUCAUCCUGGUGGAUUUGGGAACCUCGCGCUGUCUCGGUGUUAAUGUCGACUUUGUUAUAUAAUAAAUAAUAAUAUAUUUUUUUUCUUCUGAUUUUCUUAACGGGACCCAGUCCCUUAUUGGAGGGAGAUUCCAAAUAGACACUUGCGGGAUUCCCUGGGCAAAAACCAGCCCUAAAACUUAACAUUGGCCUUCCUCUUCUGUCUGAGAGAAGCACCUACCUCUGCCGCGUGAUGUCUCCCAGAAGGUCCCCACGUCCCCGGCUGGUUUCCCAUUGGUCUCUGCCUCUGCCAGUUCGCUGGUGCCCAAUUUUGCCUUUGACUUGCACAGAUGGACUUGGGAUCAGGCCGAUCUCCGCCCCACCGACCCCCAGCUCCGGGUCUCUCCCGCCAUCUGUCGCUAAAAAAGUCGCCUAUAGUUUCCCCGUCCGGAAAUCUUGCUUUGAAAAAAAAAAAAAAAACUUAAAAAAGCCCUGGUUGACCUGCGGGCAGGACUCUGAUAAGCAGAGAGCAAGCUCUGUGCCGACAAGAAAAAAAAAAAAAAAAAAACAUAAAUAUUCUUUGCGAUUAAAACAAACAAAGCCAGUCCCAGGCGUCCUGCCCACCCACGGGAUGCAAAGCAGAAUCUUCAGGUCCUCAAGAGGCAACAUCUGCUCACCGUUGAGCUCCAAAGAAUCCGCACCAGCACCAAAGGCCGACACUCAAUUGUGUGUAUCGACAGCAGAAAACAGUAUUAAAAAAAAUGUGUGUGUAAGUAAGACGUUAUUGUAGGGGUCCCCAGAUGUAAUAUUUUACUGGUACUAUUUAUUUAUAAAUAGGAAUUCUAAUUAAGUAAUAACAGGAAAUCCAGCAUGGGAGCUGACCAAGAGCUUUUAAUUUUAUUGAUACUCAAAAACCAAGUUUGUGUUUUUUUUAUUUUUCCCCCCUUUUUUUCUUCUGAAUGAUCUUUGCUUUCUCGAUUUUGAAAAAAAGAAGAAAAAAAAAACUUUUUUUUUUUUAACUGACCCUAAUAAAGAGAACAGGGUAAUAUGUGAGACUGAGUAUGUCCCAGGUCAUGAGAGCUUGGGUGUGUUUGUACGUGAGUGUCUCUGCGAUUUCAUCUUUCUAUGUGGCUGAGGGAGGGAGGGGAGAAUAAGUACUUGUUCCUUAUAUUUGUGUGCCAAUUAAGCCUAAUAAAUGCUAUGUGCUUAAGGAA
Marmota monax (woodchuck) is the source of this 3755-nucleotide messenger RNA. It is a transcript of the gene Tbx5, whose product is annotated as T-box transcription factor 5. The transcript is spliced from 9 exons. Gene Ontology annotation, cellular component: nucleus. NCBI's taxonomy places the organism in Eukaryota, Metazoa, Chordata, Mammalia, Rodentia, Sciuridae. The coding region runs from base 660 to 2216 and encodes 518 amino acids. The record is from RefSeq and is a predicted model, not a curated record. Gene Ontology annotation, molecular function: DNA-binding transcription factor activity, RNA polymerase II-specific; RNA polymerase II cis-regulatory region sequence-specific DNA binding. Gene Ontology annotation, biological process: cardiac left ventricle formation; cell fate specification; pattern specification process.